Molecule: messenger RNA, 1061 nt
Organism: Acanthoscelides obtectus
Lineage: Eukaryota; Metazoa; Arthropoda; Insecta; Coleoptera; Chrysomelidae
Source: the annotation of a GenBank genome assembly
CUUCACCUACCCAUGAACAUCUUCGUAAUGUUGGCUAGCGGUACAGCUCUAUAAUAAAUGGUUCGUUAGUGAAAGCUUACAAAUAACGCCUCCCAACUAACUGGGCAGUCGCGUGUUGCCAUGGCAAGCUUUUGUUUUGUCCUAUGUCAGAUUUGUUGUGUGAGGUUAUGUCGUAUCGAUUUCGAGGGUGUUUUGUUUGUAUUCAUCUAUUCACCUAAAUAAACGAAAUACGUGCAAUGAAUUUAGACGAAGACGUUGAUUUCGUGACUAGUAAAAAGUCAGCUGCCAAACAGGGUAGGAGAGCAAGUAGAACUUUGUUGACAGAAGAGGCAGUCGAGCUCGAGGACAAUGAUAAUAGUGAAACUACUUCAUCUUCAGGACCAUUCAAAAUGAGAAAAACUGCAGUUUGGAGCGAAGAUGUACCCAAAUCCUCCAAGGGCAAACCCGGGACUAACAUCAUAGAAUUGGAAAGGUUUCAAGGAGAUAAUAGAGACAAUUGUAAGGAGGAAGAUGAUAUUCCUGUCAUUCCAGAUAUUGAUGACCUGCAAGAUGACCCAUUGAACUUACCUGAUGCUAAACCUGUAGUUUCAGUUGAUAAAUCAACCUACAAAGAGAUAGAUACACAGUUUGGCAAGUUCCAAACUGAACAAGUCAGCUUUGGAAACAUAGGAGAUAUUGACCUAUCAUUCCUCACUAGUCAGCUGUUCCCUGAAAAGGAAGUACAGGUUCCUAACGAAGCUUGGACAGUGGAUUCCCUAUAUAAUGAUUUAUAUCACUCCUCACAUCAUGAAUAAAUGUAAGAUUACAUCAAGUUUGGAUGUUUGUUAAUAUGACAUAUGUUAUUCUUUUGCUGGAUUAAAAGAUAAUGCACUGUUGACAAAAAAACAAUAAAACUGUAUUAUGCUAGGAUGUAGCUUUUAUUUUGCUUAUGGGGCUAUGAUAUGAUCGUUUUUAUCGUGUUCGUAGCCUAUUUAAAACUAAUGAAAUUCGGUACGAAACUGCCUAUAUAUAUAUAUAGGUACUAUAGUUAUAAAUGUACUUGAACAACAAAAAAAUCGAAC